Salvelinus sp. IW2-2015 is the source of this 1636-nucleotide messenger RNA. Its product is annotated as DNA polymerase alpha catalytic subunit-like. NCBI's taxonomy places the organism in Eukaryota, Metazoa, Chordata, Actinopteri, Salmoniformes, Salmonidae. The record is from RefSeq and is a predicted model, not a curated record.
AGAGAGAGAGAGGAUGGUGUGUUUAUUGGCACCAUGUCGCCGAGAGCACGAGUGUUCUUGAUGAUGAAACAAGCAAGCAAUAAACAAACUUUAACUCACCAUCACCAACCUUCCUUACAGUCCAGACCCCCAGACUAAUAAAGUGAUGAAUACAUUGUAAAUUGCAUUCAAGGUUAACUAGGUUGUAACCUAGUGUAGGCCUACAGUACUAGCCUACAUCGACGAUGAAACAACAUUGCCAUCAAGCGGACAUUGGACCACACACAUUGUUAUACCAAGCGCCAAGCCAAAGAUUAUAUAUUGAAAAGAGACCGCUCAAACAAUGGAAAUACAUGUUCUCAAAGAUGGAAGCCAGACGGGAGAGGCGAGACAAGAUGGGAUCACUCUAGCCAAUGAGAGGGCAGAUAGGCGUGUGAACAACAGGCAGAACUCCGAUUUAAAGUCCUAUUGUUUUUAAUUGCCAAAAUGCCAGGUGAGUCCACUUAUAUCAGUGCAUUCUUAACAACCUAACCAUUACGGAACUUCUAUUCGAUCAAAUAAACAUCACGUAGCAAUUACAUUUUUUGUUGACCAAAUUCUACACUCUCAUUGUCCUCCAUACAACUCUUCAAUUAGUGGUUUUAUUUUCGUGGACAGAUUUCGAGCGGAGUAAAUCCUCUCGCUUUGCCUCUUCCUCUCUGGACUAGCUUCGAAAACACCAGCGAUUGGCUGCUUUCAUGCUGCGUCAUUUCCUGGAAAUGACUUUCACCGGGAAGAAUUUUUGGUGCGGAAACUUCUGUUGUGUUGAGCUGUGUACCAAGAGAGAGGUGAAGGUUGUCAAUAAAUAGCAAUGGCUCCGGCUUCUAACACAGAGAAGGACAAUCCAGGCGGUAGUGAGUCUGAACGGAAAGUUACUGUAAACAAACAAGCAUGUUAGCGAGCUCGACAAGAGUGAACAUGCAAAUACGGCUUAGCCAGCAAGCUCAUGCUGUCAGCUAACGUUACAGUAGCUCUCACUAACAACAAAGAAACUAUUAGCCAGUUAACGUUAGCUAGCUUUUCCAGAUUUACUAGAUUUAGUUACAUUACAUUUACACUGAAUGUUCGUAAUAUGAAUAAUUACCCACCGUUAGCUGGCUAGCUACUCUGUGAUGUUGACAUUUUAGGAAGUGGUCUGUCGCUAGCUACUUUUAACAACGCGGGUGUAUUUACAUACAUUAGCGUUGCUUCUAUUGUAAUUGGGCUACACCGAAACAGGAAGUCAGAAGUUCCAUUUCAACUUUUUUUUUUAAGUCCUCGAUUUUCAUUGAGUUGUCGCCAACCAUUUUCUCUAAGGCAUCGCAACUUGCAUUGAUGAGUGGCGAUAACAAAAUUAUUCGCAGUGGGAUCUGGGCCCAGUUCCAGACAUGCCUUUCUUGGAAGCUGGAGGUUUGCUUGGGGUUAUAGGCAAAGCAGGAAAAUCGUCGUCUGACACGGGGAUGACUGUGGUCUGGCAGCUCAAGAGAGCCAAGGGAGAGAAGGUCAAAUACGAGGUGGCGGAUUUGACCAGUGUGUAUGACGAGGCGGACGAGGAACUCUCGGAUGGUGAGAGAGGCAGGACGAUGACUGGAUCAUUGAUGAUGGAUGGCUUCCUGAAAUUCCCCCAAGCAGCUGAUUG